AUGUCUGCUCCAAAUUCUCAGUGGUUCUUUCCUCUGUCAGCUCUCCAGGCCACACCUUCUGCAUGCUCUCUGGAAAGGGAACUCUAUGACAGGGCAAGAGGCGUUGAGUUUCUGUUCCGGCUAGGUUCCUCGCUGCAGCUGCCAACAUCAGCUAUGUGCACUGCGGCCACAUGGCUCCACCGCUUCUACAUGCGAUAUCCCCUCGAAGAGUUUCACCGUCAAGAAGUCGCAGCGGCAUGUAUAUUCCUAGCCACAAAAACGGAGGAGUGCGGUAGGAAACUGGUCGACGUGGCCAAAGUCUAUCAAGCGAAGGUCCAAAACAUUCAGGAUAUUAACAAAAUACCUUCAGAUAGUCCGGAAGUCGAGGACUGCCAAAAGGCGAUCCUAUUCACCGAGGAGGUUCUGUUGGAAGCUUUAUGUUUCGACUUUGUGGUCGAGAAUCCACAUUCUGAACUUGUCGAUUUGUUCGAUUCCUGCGAGAGUGAUCCUCUGGUCCAGGAGUACGCAUGGAGCCUGGCUCAUGAUUCCUUUCGAACGCCCGUUUGUCUGCUAUAUCCUCCGAGGAUAAUCGCGACGGCGUGUCUCGUUCUAGCUCAACGAUUGUUUGACGGACCGAACUCCCCUUCAUUGGACGCUAGGAUAUCGGCGACAUCACCCGCAGCGCAUUUGCCAACACCACCCUCCCAUAAACCUCCGUCUCCCGAUGCCACACGCGUUGUGGUGGAGCGAUAUGGCUUCAGUGACUCUGAGCUCUCCUCAAUCGCAGAUGUUCUGAGCAUCAUGCUCGAAUUUUACUCCGCCCAAGACGCUGAAUCGUAUCCUUAUCUUUCUCGCAUCGCCUCAGUGACCCCUCCGACUACAUCGACCGCUCGUCCCAGACUCUUCGUACCCGCAGCCCAGAUAACUGCGACAGUCUCAUCGACUCAAAUCAAUACCCAGCAGGUCCCGGAAGAAAACCUCGGAAGGACCCCUCGUUCCCUUCACGGAGAUCCAAGUCCCGAGCCAAGCAGCGCGAAUUCUCCAGCCAACCAGAAUGGUAUGAUACCCUAG
Molecule: messenger RNA, 1050 nt
Organism: Coprinopsis cinerea okayama7#130
Lineage: Eukaryota; Fungi; Basidiomycota; Agaricomycetes; Agaricales; Psathyrellaceae
Exons: 7
Coding region: 1-1050 (349 amino acids)
Biological process (GO): regulation of transcription by RNA polymerase II; positive regulation of DNA-templated transcription, elongation
Cellular component (GO): nucleus; cyclin/CDK positive transcription elongation factor complex
Molecular function (GO): cyclin-dependent protein serine/threonine kinase activator activity
Source: RefSeq, a predicted model, not a curated record